AACAUAAACAUCUUUUCCUUGACGGAUGAUGAUGAUCAUGAUCAUGACAAAAUGAUGAUGAUGGCUCCACUAUCUCCACAACCUCAUCCCUUGUAGGAUUAUGUAUAUAUAUAGCCUCAUUGAGAUCUUAUUGUAAUACACACAACUUAGAAAACUAUCACUUCUUCCUUCUAAGUCUCUUACAGAAGAAGAAUCAGAUUACAGUGUGAAAUUUAGAAGUUACUCAAAUGGAGGGUAAAGGACGAGUCGGAUCAUCAACUUCUUCCUCUUUCACCGCUGAACUCUUCGGCUCCAAAGAUCCUUCGCCGCCAUCUUCUUCCUCUGGCAUCUUCUCCUCCAUUUUCCCUCAUCCAUCCAAGGGUGUUCCAAGAGAUGGUUCAAGUUCCAAACAUGCCUCACAAGCUCAACGUAGAGAAUCUUCAACUGGAGAAGACAGAGUUGAGCCAUGUCAUCUAAGCUCUUCUCUUUACUACGGUGGUCAAGACGUAUACUCUCGAUCCACCACCAACCAAACUUACCCUGCAGCUAAAAAUGAGCGUAGAAGAAGCGGAGAAGACGAUGCUAAUGGACAGAACUCGCAAGAUGUUUCAAGAGGAAACUGGUGGCAAGGUUCUCUUUAUUAUUAAAGAACCACCACCUUAGUUUUUCCUUGUAAAUCUUUCCAGAAACCCAUGAAGCUCAAGCCAAGUACUAAUAUCUACUGAACCAAGACUUUGUAUAAAUAAGUUUAUGCAGUAAAAAAAAAAAGUUAUUUAGGAGACUUCAAAGAUGAAGUAAAAAUAUCAAAGAAAUCUCCUAAAUAGUUUUGUCUAGUACUUGUUCUAAAGAACUGUAUCAAUAUUUACUCUGCUUUUUGUCUAUCAAAUGUCCUUCAAAAUGAUGAAAUCAUUA
Messenger RNA from Capsella rubella, 891 nucleotides. RefSeq lists its product as uncharacterized. Bases 228 to 626 code for a protein of 132 amino acids. NCBI's taxonomy places the organism in Eukaryota, Viridiplantae, Streptophyta, Magnoliopsida, Brassicales, Brassicaceae. The transcript is spliced from 4 exons. The record is from RefSeq and is a predicted model, not a curated record.